Molecule: messenger RNA, 1448 nt
Organism: Grammomys surdaster
Lineage: Eukaryota; Metazoa; Chordata; Mammalia; Rodentia; Muridae
Product: G protein-activated inward rectifier potassium channel 4
Exons: 3
Coding region: 195-1448 (417 amino acids)
Biological process (GO): regulation of monoatomic ion transmembrane transport; potassium ion import across plasma membrane
Cellular component (GO): plasma membrane
Molecular function (GO): G-protein activated inward rectifier potassium channel activity
Source: RefSeq, a predicted model, not a curated record
UGAAGGGGCGGGGGAUUAGACGCCUCUGCUAGCUGGACCUGCGACACCAGAGUGGCUCAGGGCGGCUGCCCUAUUGUCGGCAAUGCCUGAGGCUAGGGAAUCCCCUGGAGAAUCCUGAGGGCCAGCUGCACCGCCUUGGAAGGAUCGCCAGAAGUUAGCCCCAAGGGUUCAGAGAAGCUCUCAGCUUUACAACUAUGGCCGGUGAUUUUAGGAAUGCUGUGAAUCAAGACAUGGAGAUAGGAGUCACUUCCCAGGACCACAAGAAGAUUCCCAAACAGGCUCGGGAUUACAUCCCCAUUGCCACGGACCGCACCCGCCUGCUGGCAGAAGGCAAGAAGCCACGUCAGCGCUACAUGGAGAAGACAGGCAAGUGUAACGUGCACCACGGCAACGUUCAGGAAACCUACCGCUACCUAAGUGACCUCUUCACCACCCUGGUGGACCUCAAAUGGCGCUUCAACCUUCUGGUCUUCACCAUGGUCUACACCAUCACCUGGCUAUUCUUUGGCUUCAUUUGGUGGCUCAUUGCUUAUGUCCGAGGUGAUCUGGAUCACGUGGGUGACCAAGAAUGGAUCCCUUGUGUUGAAAACCUUAGCGGUUUUGUGUCUGCUUUCCUGUUCUCCAUUGAGACAGAAACGACCAUUGGGUAUGGUUUCAGAGUCAUUACGGAGAAGUGUCCAGAGGGGAUCAUACUCCUUCUGGUGCAGGCUAUCCUGGGCUCGAUUGUUAAUGCCUUCAUGGUGGGGUGUAUGUUUGUAAAGAUCAGCCAGCCAAAGAAGCGAGCAGAGACCCUCAUGUUUUCCAACAAUGCCGUCAUCUCCAUGCGGGAUGAGAAACUGUGCCUCAUGUUCCGGGUAGGGGACCUCCGAAACUCCCAUAUCGUGGAGGCCUCCAUCCGUGCCAAGCUUAUCAAAUCCCGGCAGACCAAAGAAGGGGAAUUCAUCCCCUUGAACCAGACUGACAUUAACGUGGGCUUUGACACCGGUGAUGACCGCCUCUUCCUGGUCUCUCCGCUCAUCAUCUCCCACGAGAUCAAUGAGAAGAGCCCUUUCUGGGAGAUGUCUCGUGCUCAACUGGAACAGGAAGAGUUCGAAGUCGUGGUCAUACUAGAAGGGAUGGUAGAAGCAACAGGCAUGACUUGCCAAGCACGGAGCUCUUACAUGGACACAGAGGUGCUCUGGGGUCACCGAUUCACACCAGUUCUCACCUUGGAAAAGGGCUUCUAUGAGGUGGACUACAACACUUUCCACGACACUUAUGAGACCAACACACCCAGCUGCUGUGCCAAGGAGCUGGCGGAAAUGAAGCGGAACGGUCGGCUCCUCCAGUACCUUCCCAGUCCUCCCUUGCUUGGGGGUUGUGCUGAGGCUGGGAAAGAGGCUGAGCAGGAUGAAGAGGAUGAACCCAAUGGGCUGAGUGUGUCCCAGGCAACAAGGGGCUCAAUGUGA